ACCUCGGCUCACAAUGCAGCCCCAUGAAGAGAAACUGCUCCACGGUUUUAUCUCCAAACCAGAGAAAAUGACUCAACGCCGCAGCGUGAUUGUUUUAAAAAUGUGGCAUGUUCAAAAGCAAGGACUCAGACAUCACAUGUGAUCGCUGAUAAUCAGUAAUUACAUUUUCCUCCGUGGUUAUUGUCAGCUUCAGAGGGGGUGCUGUGUUUUUUCAAAAGCCUGCGAAAGUCCCAAAAAAACCAAACUGAGACAAAAAUGUAAAGAAAAGAAAGUGAAACAAACAUUUUGAGGUAAAAAUCAGAUUUCGUGCAGUCAGACGAGAAUAUUUCAGCGGCGUUGUGGAGCUGACGCACCCCGCCAUCAACUCAUCAGAUAAGAACGCCGCUCUGCGGCUCCUUCGGCCGAGCCAGUGACCUUCAGGUGAUGGAGGCGGAAACACAUUUCCUGGAGCAGACUUUUUUCAGAAGGACAGUUUCUUCUGUUCACAGUGAGAUUGCGGAGAGGACGCCUUGUGUUUCCUUUCAGGACGCAGAAUGGGAUGAAACUGUAUGUACAGUUGCCAAGGAGACAGCAGGCAGAGGGGUAGUUAGAGGCUGUUCACCAACACGCCCUCUGUUUUCAUUCACGCCGCUUCCCUGCUUCAUCUCCAGCAGUCACUUGAGGAGACGCUGGCAGAGCCCGGCACAGGUGAACUUUUCAGAGGAGUACUCCUGUUCGUGGUCCGGUGCUUACUCCAUCCAGGAGACAACUUCACUCCAGCAGAGUUCCGAGUUUCUGUUCUGUGUCUUUGCAGAGGGAGCGCUGCUGCAGCUUUAAAGGGACAUAAUUGAGUGUCAGUGAUCACCACAUCAGCUAAUGCAGGCAAUCAUCGAGCUUGACCCCCAAACAGAGACACAGAUUCCCAUCAGCAGCCUCAGCUGUGCGCCCGUCACGCUCCCACGCUCACUUCAAUUCUCAUUUCUCUUCUGGUUGCAGCUCGCUGGAGCCUGAGCUGAGGAAUUAUCUGCUGUCAGGACCUGCCCGGGACAGAAGUAGGGGGGGUGAGCCAUGCUGUCCGCCGCUAUUCAGAUCCUGGCGUUCGCCCUGGCACUCCUGGGCGUCCUCGGUGCUGUCGUGGCCACCCUGAUGCCCAACUGGAAGGUGAGCAUCAACGUGUGGACCAGCAUCAUGACCCCGAUAUCGCAGAUGCAGGGUCUGUGGAUGGAUUGCGUGUGGUACAGCUCCGGCGUCUUCAGCUGUACCGUAAAGAACUCGGUGCUGUCGCUGCCGCCGCACCUGCAGGCCGUGCGGACCGGCAUGGUCCUGUCCUGCAUAGUGGCGCUGUUCGGACUCUGUCUCGCCACUUUGGGGCUCAAAUGUACUCGCUGGGGGGGCAGCCACAGAGCAAAGGGGCACACAGCCAUCGCUGCGGGGGGCUGCUUCAUCCUGGCCAGCCUCCUCUGCCUCGUACCCGCGUCCUGGUUCACCAACGAAGUCAUCACUGCCUUCCUGACCACAGACCUACCGGACAGCAGUAAAUAUCAGCCCGGCGGAGCUCUGUGCGUCACGUUCAUCUCUGCUGGAUUCCUCCUGGCCGGGGGGGUCAUUUUUUGUUUGUCGUGUCCCGGGAAGAGAACGAGACGACCAGAUUGCGCUUCCCCCGCCGACCCCGACAGAUUCACGCUGCACCCAGAUGAGCGGAGGAGGCGGGGGCUGCAAGUAGAACGCAAUCAGCCGAAAAACAGAAAGAAGACAGUCCAGCUGCAGGUAGACAGCGUGAAGCUGGAGAAACCCACGCCGCGCAAGAGACAGGAGCAUCACUCGUCUCCAUCCAAACUCCCUCAAACAGACAUCAAGGACAGCUACAGCCUGCAGGAGUACGUCUGAAGCUCACGGCUGUACUGAAACGUGGAGCUGAAGCUGAGGCGCUCUGGCUCGUUUGGAGGGGGAGGUGUGUGUACAUGGGAAAAUUACCAAAUGUUGGAAAUUACAGAUUGUGGGUUGAGUCGAAAGUCUCAGCAGCAGAGAGAAAAAAUCUGCAGACUGUAAAUCCUUUAAAAACUGCCUGCCACAGCUUUCUGAUACCAAAGGCCUAAAGGCAAAAAUGCCGAACCUGCUGACUAUGAGAAAAGAAAAAAAAAACAGACAUUCAAGCUGUGACUGAAAUGGAAAAGCCAUCAUCUGACUUUAUUUUCCAGCUGCAGCUGCAGUCUGCCUUCAUACACUCAGCCAUGCACUAACAGGGCCAGCCCAAAGCUUUCUGGGGCCGUGACAGGACUUUAAAAGCCAAACCCCCCACCACACACACACCAAACGCUGCAUUACACUUCAGAAAGAAAUGUUGGCCAUACAUUUUAAUAAUACUGUGUAGAUGAUGUUUAUGUGAUGUUCAGAUACAUCAUCGGAUUGUGAAUCUAAAAUUUUAAAAUAAUGUCAAAAAGUUGAAAAAAAAAAACCCUGUUUGUUUGAAUCAGCACAUCCAGCUGAGGCUGUUAGUUUGGCAGAUUUAAACUAAAGCCUGACCUCAGAGUGAGGCUCAAAGUCACCCGUCACUUCAUACUGUGAAGUCUAAGUCGUUCAUAUUGCUGUACAUAUCACACAAAAUGAUAAUUAUUGGUGAUCAAACUUAAGAACCAUCAACAUCAAAAUGACAUAUUUUCCCCCUGUGGUGCUGCAUGUUCCUAAAAAACAGAAAUAAAUCAAAAGAUCACACUAACAGUUCAGGAUCAUCUUAUUUUAAAACAUGCAGCCGAUCAAAAAAAGCUUUAAGCAGUUUCAUCACCACAGCAACAGCUCCGCCUGCUUGUCACUGUUUGUUCAGUGUGAAUGAAACACGCCGAGUGCUUUCAGAUCCAUGACAUCCACAUUUAAAAAACAAGAGUAAGAACAGGAUUGGAUCAUCUGCAGCUAGUUUUCAGUAAUAUCCGGUAAACAGGCUGAUUCCAAAUCAGCUGUUUGUUAUCACAGAAAAAACACUUUGACAAGUCCAAGUGAUUCUAUCACUGUUUUUAUAAUUACUGAGAAAGUAAUCACAAGGUGUCUCAAAGGGCUGAACCUUUAGUCACAGAAUAUUAAAACUGUGGAACAUAUGAAGGGAAUUUUAAAACACCUUAAAACGUCUAAAAACAGCUGAACAAACUUGAUGAAUUUUGCUACUUUGUAUAUUUUUGAGGUCCUCGAAGUUCAAACCCAGAAAAUCUGUAAUUUAAUUUAAUGUAACUCAUUUUAUCCACUUCACUCAUUUUUACUUGGUUACACAGACACUUCCUCCAUGUAUAUCAUGGCAUGAAAUGCAGCAACAAUAUUCAUUUUAAUAUUUUGUCAGUAGCAUUCUUGCUCAUCACUGUGUGUGAUAAUUGCUUCAUACCAGCUGCUAAGCUAAUUAUGCUAAUAAAGCUGACUGUAGCUGUUUUGCUAGAUAACAGCACAGCCGUGAACCACAAUGAAAUCUGCCACAGAACGUUAGCAGCAUUAGCAAUAUUAGCAACAGUCGACUCGCCUAACAAGAAAUUAGCAAAUAACAGCAUGUUAGCUAAUGUCACCCAUAAAACUUUAUUAGAAUUCAAUGAUAAAGUGAAUAAAGUGACUAAAAGUCAUUGAAUGGCAUCUUCCAUGAGUCUGGUUCUGAUUUUGAUGGACAAUGAUUUUUGUUUUGUUUAGUUCCUUCUCUUUUUUCUUCUUUAACACAAGGAGAUGGCGAGUUUAAAAAAAAUGUAUGUCAUAGCUCACCCUGCUCAUGGUCCAUCAUAGUUCACAGAUUAUUGUCUGUAACAUCACAAACAUCACCUUGGGCACAAUUUCUGAAAAGACCCAUUAACUGAUAACUGUGUGCAAGUUUCAUUAAAAUCAUAUCAAAACUGUAGAAGACGUAGGAAUCGCUGUGAGUUCUCACUGGUCCUUCGGCCAGAUGAGCUAAAGAGCUAAAGUGGUGAGAAUAAAAUUAUUAAACAAAAGUUUAUUUUAAAAAACUGUUGCCUAA
Haplochromis burtoni (Burton's mouthbrooder) is the source of this 3958-nucleotide messenger RNA. Its product is annotated as claudin-20-like. The coding region runs from base 1048 to 1866 and encodes 272 amino acids. Gene Ontology annotation, cellular component: bicellular tight junction; plasma membrane. Gene Ontology annotation, molecular function: structural molecule activity. The record is from RefSeq and is a predicted model, not a curated record. Gene Ontology annotation, biological process: bicellular tight junction assembly; cell adhesion. Lineage: Eukaryota; Metazoa; Chordata; Actinopteri; Cichliformes; Cichlidae. The transcript has a single exon.